Saccharomycopsis crataegensis is the source of this 984-nucleotide messenger RNA. RefSeq names its product Irc6p (gene IRC6). Lineage: Eukaryota; Fungi; Ascomycota; Saccharomycetes; Ascoideales; Saccharomycopsidaceae. The coding region runs from base 1 to 984 and encodes 327 amino acids. Gene Ontology annotation, biological process: vesicle-mediated transport. The transcript has a single exon. The record is from RefSeq and is a predicted model, not a curated record. Gene Ontology annotation, molecular function: protein-macromolecule adaptor activity.
AUGGUUUCAAGAAAUAAGAUUCUUAUAGUUGGGUCACCGAAAUCUGGCAAAUUAACAUUCAUAAAUAGCAUAUUCCAGUCAAUACCUGACAUUGAUAAUCCAGAAUCACACUCAGGAAUCAUCCACGAUGUGGACUUAAAGACAAAGUAUUAUACCAAAAAACUACAGAUAUGGAUUGAUGAAUUCACCCAAGAGGAGAAGAACGGAGGGGUAAAAGAUAAUACCAAGACAAAGAGCCCUGCCAGUGAAUUAGAACUACUAACAAAUUGGUCCCAGGAGUUCAAAACCAGCGAGUACAAAGAAAUUAGAGACGUUAUUUCUGGUAUAAUAUUCUGUUUUGAUCUUGGUAGAUCACCGUUUAAAAAUGACAAAGAGGUGGAGAGUUACGCCAAAGAAGUGGUAUCGAUUUUAGAUAUUUUUAAAGAGGAUGAGACGGCAAAUAAGAAACUUGUUUCGCAAAUGUCAAAAGUCAACAUUAAGGAAUCUACUGAGCAGGAGGAUUCUGAUGAUGACAACCUUGAUACACACUACGAUAUCUGGCAAGGUUUUUCCAUGAUUGUUGGUUUUGAACGAGAGAACUGUGAUCCAAAUUUGCAAGCUGAUAUUUUGAAAGAGAUUUUUUGGGAUAAUGAUCUAGAUUUUGUCAAUUACAAGCAAGGUGACACCAUUGAUGUACAUGCCAGAGAUGAAUAUGGAGAUCGUAUGGGUUUGGGAAAAGCCAAAGAUAUUAUCGAAUGUUUUGAUUGGAAUGACAUCGAAUUAAAAGUUCCAGAUGCUGAUCACAAAUAUGACACCGAGUAUAUUGAUUCAAUGAAGGUACCGCUCAUCAAAGAUGACGAACAGAAGGAGGAGAAACCCAUAGAAUUGGGAUUAUUGGUUGACAAAAUCAAAAAUGCCAAAGAAAAUGUCAAUAAUCUUGAGUCUACUGAAGCAAGAGAGAAAUUUGCCAGAGAAUUUAUAAAUGAUAUCAUGAAGUAUUUAUGA